Messenger RNA from Fukomys damarensis (Damara mole-rat), 1902 nucleotides. It is a transcript of the gene Pdxp, whose product is annotated as pyridoxal phosphatase. Gene Ontology annotation, cellular component: cytoplasm. The record is from RefSeq and is a predicted model, not a curated record. The transcript has 3 exons. The coding region runs from base 1 to 528 and encodes 175 amino acids. Gene Ontology annotation, molecular function: pyridoxal phosphatase activity. NCBI's taxonomy places the organism in Eukaryota, Metazoa, Chordata, Mammalia, Rodentia, Bathyergidae.
AUGCCUUUCCGGGCAGUAGCUAUUCCCGGCCCUUUCUCCAAGCUCACAAACCGAGGCCCAUUGUCGCUCUGGGGCUGGCAGGUGGAAUCCAGGUCUGCUUUCGGACUCCUGACAUCCUGCCCUGCCCACCAUGGGGUGGGGCUGGAGAAACCCAGGGGGACCGUCCCCUGUGGGAGGGUGGGACCAGCGUUCCUGAGGCCGAGGUGCGCAGGCACCGGGAGCCUGGCCGCAGCUGUGGAGACGGCCUCGGGGCGUCAGGCCCUGGUGGUGGGCAAGCCCAGCCCCUACAUGUUUGAGUGCAUCACCGAGCACUUCCGUGUGGACCCCGCCCGCAUGCUCAUGGUGGGCGACCGCCUGGAGACUGACAUCCUCUUCGGCCACCGCUGUGGCAUGACCACUGUGCUCACACUCACGGGCGUGUCCCGCCUGGAGGAGGCCCAGGCCUACCUGGCAGCCGGCCAGCACGACCUUGUGCCACAUUACUACGUGGAGAGUGUCGCAGACUUGAUGGGGGCGCUGGAGGACUGAACCCGCCUGACCUGCAGCCACAGCCCAGCCUCCCGACUCCCCGGUCCUGUAGAUGGAAGUGAUGGGUCGUGAGUCUCGUUCGCCCCGGUUUGGGGGCCCUGGUGGAGCUGCCACGCAGGAAGGUGUGAAGACCUUUGUGCCCCCUCCCAGCAGUGGCUGGGCGCUCUGUGUUCCAGAAGCUGUCCCUGCAGCUUGGAGUUUCAGCCUGGCCUGACCCAGCCAGGUGGCCCUUCUUCCUGCCUUGUUACCUCCCCUCCCUGAAUAUGAGUCUUGAUGCCAACUGAAGAUUUUCCCCUGGCCUGGGCCCUUGGUCACCUCCACUCCCUGGGAACUCCUGAGUCCUGCCUACCCCUGGGUCCUGGCCUUUGGCUUCCUCUUGGCCUUUUGGAGGUUGAGGUGGCCACACACUGUUACUGUCUUGAGUGGACCACUCGAGGCUAAGUGGCAGUGGCUCGCUGAGGCCAAAUCCUGAAUGGACCAAUGAGGAGCUAAGGAACAACGACCCUUGCAUGUCCUAGGUCCUGGGUAGACCUAUCUGGACAUCAAGUAAUGCUGAACCACUGGUCUCUUAGAUCCUAGAAAGAACAAUUUCAGGAGUCCGAGAGACAGUGGCCUCUUGACAAUCCAGGUCCCAUUAGAUCAGCCAGGGUUGAUUUCAGUCAAUACGUAAGGCACCGGGUGUGGAGACCUCUUCCCGGGAGAUUAUGACCCAGCUCACUCAGUGGCCCUGGGGCUGCUGGGGCUGAGAGCCCUCCCUCCCUCAUCCCAUCCAGGGUUGGCAGCCACUGCUCCGAAAGGGACUUUGGGAUCCCCGUGUAGCCAGUGUUUGCCGUGCCACCUCCCCACCCUCCGUGCCCACUCCCAGCUAUUUGUUUAUUUAUUACUGUGUGCCAGUGAUGUGAGGGUGGGGGCUGGGCCUCCUCGCCCCUCCACCUGCUGUUACCAGUCCUCCGUACUUAAUAAAGCGCGAGUGGGAGUGUACCGCGUCCCCGAGUCUGUGGCCAGGGCGGGGGAGCCCCUGCGGCACCUGCGGUCCCUAGAACCAGCCACCUCGAGGCCUGCCCCACGUGACGCAGUCCAGCUCGCUUCUUGGUACACAGGACACAGUAUCUCGGGUGUACUUCAUACGCCGCCGGGCCUCACCUACCAGCUCGCUUAGUCCUCUGGAAAACCCAGUAAGUGUCUCUUACUCAUCCUGUCUUGUGCAGUCUGAUCAAGAGAUAGCAGCAGGUGUUGUGUUUAACAUUUUUUAUUACCAUAAAAGACGUUGCCAUUCAUCACCCUCAAAAUCCUCACCACACUUACCCCAUCAUUCUUUGCUCUUUCUAAAGCAGAAGUCCUCUUCCGUGAGUGUCAUUAGUUGCAUGCUUCUGG